This is a messenger RNA of Phasianus colchicus (ring-necked pheasant), 9729 nucleotides long. It is a transcript of the gene CD109, whose product is annotated as CD109 molecule. The record is from RefSeq and is a predicted model, not a curated record. Gene Ontology annotation, cellular component: extracellular region. Lineage: Eukaryota; Metazoa; Chordata; Aves; Galliformes; Phasianidae. Gene Ontology annotation, molecular function: endopeptidase inhibitor activity.
CAGUGCAUUGUGCGGGAAGGGAAGGGUUCAAAUGAAUCAAAGCAUCGUUAGCUGUGCCUAUCCCACACGGCUACAAGCAGCACUCAGGCUGCCAACGCUCCAAAAAGCGUCGGGUUAGGUCCACAAGAACACGCCGACAUGACCUUAUUUUGCGGGCACCGAGGCCAACCCGCCCAGAGCGUCGUUACCAAUCGCUUCACGUUCGGGAGCUGCGGGGAUCGCAGCCUCUGAGCCACCGCCGCCUCGCUCGGACGCGACCGGAGCUCGGCACAUAGCGGCGGCCCUGCGGGCUGCCCUCAGCCGCCCGCCUGCCCCCGCCUCUCCCCCGUGCCGGCCUCGGGAACGCCCCGCAGGGCACUCGGGCGGCAGCCGUCGCGGCGUGACUCACGGCGGGGCCUCUCCUUCCCCGCCCGGGACGGCCCGGCGCAGCGCAGCGGACGCGUAGCGCGCAGAGAGCCAUGGCGCGGAGCCGCGCCGCUGUUCGCCUUCUCCUCCUCCUCUUCCUCCUGUGCGGCUCCGCCGCGGCUGGACCUACGUUCCUGGUGGUGGCUCCCUGGAAUAUCAGGCCCGGAGCCAGCGUCACCGUCGGGGUGGCCCUUCUGCCCGGCAGCCCCGCGCAGGUCGCCGUGCGGGGAGCGCUGCUCAGGGACAACCAGACCGUGCUCAGCAGGGAGCUGGUCUUCGAGAGAGAUUCCUUUGGGACUCUUGUUCUUCCAGUAUUGCCAUUGGAAAGUGCUUCUGGGACUUAUGAAUUACUGGUGGAAGGCCAUGCUGAUGGCCAGCGCGUCUUCUCUAACCGUACCAGCUUGAUAUACACGGCAAAGAGUAUCUCUGUAUUCAUUCAGACUGAUAAAUCUACAUACAAACCAGGACAGGAUGUCAUGUUUCGGAUUGUCACGGUCUAUCCUGAUCUCAAACCUUACAAAGCUUCUCUAAAUAUAUAUAUACGGGACCCUCGGAAGAAGUUGAUUCAGCAGUGGUUGCUGGAGGAGGGUGAUUUAGGUGUAGUUUCAAAAAAAUUUCAGUUAUCAAAGGACCCUCCACUAGGAGACUGGUCCAUAGACGUGGAAGUGAAUGGUCAAGUACAUUAUCAAAGUUUUAAAGUGAUAGAAUAUGUUUUACCAAAAUUUGAUGUUACGAUAACAACUCCAUUAUACUACUCCUUGAGAGAGAAAGAUGUAACUGGCGUUGUCACUGCAAAGUAUACAUAUGGAAAGCCGGUGAAGGGAAAUGUGACAGUCACCUGUCUGUCUGUCUCUUACUGGACAAACAAGAGGAACGUAACAAAAACAAUGGAGAUAAAUGGAUCUGUGAAUAUUACUUGUAACAAGCUCAUGUUGCAAAACUUGAAUGGGGAUCAGUCGUGGCACCACGGUGAUGAUGAUUACACUGAGCCAGUAGAAAUUAUUGCUGUGGUUACUGAGUCACUCACAGGAAUCUCUCAGAAUUCAAGUACUAUCAUAUUUCCAAAGCAAAGUGACUAUUUCAUUGAAUUUGUGGACUACUCUAGAGUCAUAAAACCUUCUCUGAAUUUCAUCGCUACUCUAAAGGUGUCACGUUCUGACAGCAACCAGCUGACAGCUGAAGAGAGGCAGAAUCUUGUCACAAUCACUGCACAACAGUCGGACUUGUUUUUUCACCAUUCUUCACUUUCUCACUUUGAGAAUGAGGCAACAGAGGAGAGAAAUAAGACUGUCCACGUCCUGAAUUACACAGUCCCAGAAAAUGGAAUUAUUGAUAUUGAGUUUCCAAUCCUAUCCAAUACAAAAACUUUGAGAGUUCAGGCAGAGUUCCUCAACAGUAAGACUGACAUAGGCGUUUAUGAUGUGUUCAGCUCUCCCAGUGAAACUUACCUCCAGGUUAAAACAAAGAGCCAAGAAGUGAAGGCUGGGAAACCUUUUGAACUAAAUAUUGAAAGCAACAAGCCAGUAAGAGAGUUCCAUUAUCUGGUGUUAUCUAAGGAACAAAUUAUGACUUCUGGCACAAUGGCUGCAAAAACAUUCAAUUUAACAGCAGAAAAUUCCUGGGCUCCUCUGGCAUGUAUACUUGUAUUCUAUGUUGAUGAACAUGGAGCAGUUGUAAAUGAUGCUCUUACGAUCCCUGUUCAGCCUGCUUUGGACAACAAGAUUAAAAUUUCUUGGAGCAAAGAUAAAGUCAAACCGUCUGAGAAAGUGUCCCUUAAGAUCAGUACAACAGAUCCAGAAUCAGUAAUUGGACUUGCAGUUGUUGAUAAAAGUACAAAGCUUCUAGGAGAAAGUAGUGACAUAACAGAAGAUUCUGUAUUUAAUGAACUCAAUUUAUACAAUACAGCACAGUAUUUCCCCUUGGUCAGAGGAUCCUUUGGUGUUUUUCAGAAAUGCAGCCUUUGGGUAUCAACUGAUGCAAUUCUUGAGGAGGAUAAAGAACAUUUUCUUUAUGAUGCAAUGAUACCCAUAGAGGAUGGCUUUGGUGAUGAUCUGCCAGUAGCUAGAGAUGGACCUCUGGAUUUCAGCACUCCAUAUGUGAGGACACAUUUUCCAGAGACUUGGCUUUGGAUCGAUACCAAAACUAGAUCUGAUGCAGAUACCACAAUGGAAGUCACUGUACCUGAUACCAUCACGUCCUGGAUAGCCAGUGCUUUUGUGCUUUCUGAAAAUGGUGGUCUUGGAGUGACAACUGUUCCAGCAGAGCUAGAAGCUUUUCAGCCUUUCUUCGUUUUCCUGAACCUUCCAUACUCUGUCAUCAGAGGAGAGCAGUUCAUUUUGGAAGUGAAUAUCUUUAAUUAUUUGAAAGAAGAAGCAGAGGUUAGUGUGAUCCUGGAUAUGAAUGAUGCUUUUGAAGUUAUUCUAACAUCCAAUGAAAUAAAUGCUACAGGAAAUCAACAGUCUAUAUUUGUACCAAGUGAAGAUGGAAAAACUGUUCAAUUUCCAAUCAAACCAAAACAGCUGGGAGAGAUUCCCAUUAAAGUGACAGCGAUAUCAUCUGCUGCUUCUGACGCUAUCAUGCAAAAAGUUUUAGUAAAGGCUGAAGGAUUGGAACAAGCAUAUUCUCAGACACUCCUUUUGGAUUUAACUGGGAGUAAACAACAAGCAGUGACAAAAACUUUGGAUUUCACUUUUCCUUCUGAUGUUGUAAGUGGUAGUGAAAGAGUGCAGGUCACUGCUAUAGGUGAUUUACUUGGACCUUCCAUCAAUGGCUUGUCAUCAUUGAUUAAGAUGCCUUAUGGCUGUGGUGAACAGAAUAUGAUCAAUUUUGCUCCGAAUGUUUAUAUUUUGCAAUACCUUACUAAAACGAGACAGCUCAGAGAGGAUAUUCAAUCAAAAGCUUUAUCAUUUAUGAGAAAAGGAUAUCAAAGAGAGCUGCUUUUCCAGAGGGAUGAUGGCUCUUUUAGUGCCUUUGGAAAUGAAGAUCCCUCUGGGAGCACGUGGUUAUCAGCUUUUGUAUUAAGAUGUUUUUUUCAAGCUCGUCCAUUCAUAGAUAUUGACCAAGAUGUACUCAUGGAUACAGCUAAAUGGAUUGUUGGACAUCAGAAAUCAAAUGGAGAAUUUCAGGAACCUGGCAAAGUGUUACAUAGUGACCUUCAAGGAGGCACCAAUAAUCCAGUCGCCCUCACAGCAUAUAUCAUGUCUUCCCUCCUUGGGUUCCAAGAUAAAGAGCAUGCUUAUAUCAUUAAGAGAGCUACAAACUUUCUGGAAGAUAAAUUAAAAGAAGGCAUUUCGGAUAAUUAUACAUUAGCACUUGUGACGUAUGCUUUGUCGUGGGCAAAAAGUACAAAAGCAAAGGAAGCCUUGAGUAUGCUGAAUGAGAGAGCAGAACGACAAGGAGAAUUUCGUUUCUGGAUAACACCUGCUUCUGAAAUUUCUGAUUCCUGGCAGCCACGAUCCAUUGAUAUUGAACUUGCAGCAUAUGCUCUGCUCUCACACUUUCAUCAGGACAGGCUGGAGGAAGGGAUUCCUAUUAUGAAAUGGUUAAGUCAGCAAAGAAAUCAUCUUGGAGGAUUUUCAUCUACACAGGACACUGUAGUGGCUCUGCAAGCCUUGAGCCUAUUUGCAGCUCUUACCAGUGCACACAAAACAGAAAUGGAUGUAACAGUUACUGCAACUUCUUUGGAAAUCCCAGAAAUAUUUUCAAUUGACACUCAAAACCGUUUUCUGCUUCAAACCAAGGAGAUUCCCCCGGUGCAACCGAUGACAGUUACAGUUUCAGCAGAGGGAAGAGGAUUUGCUGUCUUUCAGCUCAAUGUUAUUUACAACACAAAACACACUGAUCGAAGUCUCAGAUCUGUCCAAAAACAAAAAGCUUUUGACUUGAAUGUUGAUGUAAAGGAUGAUAAAGACGAUAUGAACCAUUUGACCUUAAAUGUGUGCACAAGGUACUUGGGGUCUGAUACAUCUCCGAGUAGUGGUAUGGUCCUCAUGGAGGUUGGCUUACUCAGUGGUUUCUCUGUGUCACCAGAUUUCAUUCCAUUAGACAAUACAGUUAAGAAGAUGGAAAAGGAAAAUGGAAAAGUCAACCUAUACUUAGACACUCUAAAUGCAACACAGUUUUGUAUGGAUAUUCCGACUGUGAGAGACUUCAAAGUGGCAAAUAUUCAAGAUGCUUCUGUGACUGUAGUGGAUUACUAUGAACCCAGGAGAAGAGCAGUGAGAAGCUACAAUUCAGAAGUAAUGCAAAGCAUAACCCCUUGUGACUUCUGUGAAAGUGAUUGCAACCUUUGCCACCGAGCUGGUUCUCCAGCCCUGCUUCAGCACUCUUCCUUGGCUUCCUUGUUCUGCGUGCUGUUUGUCCUUCAUGUAAACUUGAUGUGCAGUUGGGUGCUGUAAGAGAAAACAUUGUUUCACGUUUAAUGUUUCCAUAAAUUAUCCAAAGAAAAUUUUAAGUUCAGAUACUAGCCUGCCUUCAGUGAUUACAGUGACCUAACUCCUGCUGUGUUCAAGGAGAGCAGGUCUGGCCCAUAUGGUAAAUUUCUGGCUGUGCCAGAAAACUUCUUUAAGUGUUUGUUAGAAAUACUUUCCAAGUGUUAGUUUCAUACUGAAGUUAUUUUCUAAAGAAGCGAAGUUACUGAGAAAGCAGUUUGAGAAAACGUAAACCUAGCUCCCCACUCUGGCUUCCUUUCAUCCCAGUUUUCAUUUUUGCAUAUCUAUUUUUAGCAAUAUACAUUACAUUAGUUUACAUUGUUUUUCUGAAAAACCGUCUCCUUCUUUGGUAAACAGAGCACUGGGAGCUGGGUAUCAGAGCAUGCACUGUUCUGUUCUGCAGACAUGAUGCUUAAUAUUAGUAUUUAGCUUCUCUGUAUGCUCUCAUGGGGAGAAAUAUGAAAAAUAAAAGGAACUGGCUUCAGAGCUGAUCCAUGAGCCAAAAAGAACUGAGUUCACAAAGUGCUGAACAUUCCAGAAAAUUAUCAGUCUUUUUUAAAUGAUUACAGAGAAGCCAGGUGAAUUUUUUGCCAAUUUCUAAUUAAUCGUGUUUGAAAAUAAUGCCUCCGGAUGUUUUCAUGGAUUUUACUCUGCAAGUCUUUUACUGUAAAUCAUCGAAGAAGGAGUCUGAGACUUUGUUUUUCCAGGGUUCUCUUUCCUUGUGAGAAUACUUGUGUUCCCUGGCAUAUUUAUGGCCACCGGGAUGAAGGUUGCCUUGAUCCUCGUCUGCUUCAGGAAGCUUUCUAGAAAUGUCACUCUUUGGGGGAUCAUUAAUGCCUUGCAUAGACAAUAUACAAGUCUUUUUGACGAUUUAAGUGCCAUAACUCUCCAACAGCUGUUCUGUUGCCAUGUCAGCUGGUUGACUCUGAGUGCCAUGUGUUUGUGUAAGUCCUGUUUUUGUUGGUGGAAAGGUUUUUAGGAGUUGUGGGCUCCACAUGCAUUCUGAUCAGUGAAACACUAAACAUAUUUGUUUAACAUACAUAUCCUUGUAUGUUUAAGUGCCUUGCUGGAGUGGGAGGGAAAAGAGGGAUGGUGAAGCCUUUCUGGAACAGCAGACAUUUACACCCAAACCUUCUCUUUGUGCAUUGGGAGAAUUAAAUACGGGUGUGGAAAUGAGUACAUUUGAGAACCCUACAAGUGAACACCUUCCUGAAUGAAGCUCUUCACUGUCUGGCAACCAAUUUAACCUUCUUGCAUACUGCCUUUGAUAUUUAAUGCUUACUUCUUUUUAAUAAGAAAGCCGAUAACAUUUCUGCUUAUUGAAAUGAAGUUAAUUACUGUUAUGCUGACAAUAAUAGAGUUAGAAAUUUUAAGGCUAUUCUUUUUUUCAUAUCUUUCAGAGACGGAGUGUGUAUGUGUACACAUGUAAUUAUAUGGUAGUCACUUUCUUGAUCAAUUUCUAAUUUUUAUUCAAAUUUUGCUACCGCUUAAAAUGUAUAUUUUUGUAUUUUAUGCUUAUGUGUAUUUUUGUUCAGAAAAGGAAAUUAGAUCAUGGUAGCAUGGGAAGAGGUCGGAAUUUCUUUAACCCUGUGCCUUUUAAUAAUGAGUUAUAGCUUGUUACCUACAAAGCUAGUUUGGGUGUGGUUAUUUGUUUUACUUUACCUGUACUUAGAAUUUGAAAUAUUUUUACAAACUUGGGAUUCUGUCUCUCUGACAAAGUUAUGGUUUUUUUUUGUAGUCUGUUUGUGCUUUUCACUCGUCAUUGGUGCCCUUUGAGUAGCUGAUUUGUGCCUUAUGAGUUUCUGUGCUGUUCUGAUAAUCUCAAAGUGAUAUUGUAUGUAUUGAAAUUCAAAGCACUGUUUAGUUGAUAGAAUGCAGAUGUAACCCUCUGUAAGACAUGUCCUUCCUUAUAGGGAUCCAAAGCUAAUUGAUGCCAAGAUAGAAAAAUGACAUGUAUCUUUGUGUCUCAAAUUCUUUACUCCUAGGAUUGAAUUGUGUCAAACGUAAGAUGUGGAAAACAUUCACACGCUAACCUGGGUAUGUUUCACUACGGGUUUCAAUUCCUGAUGAACUAGAAAAGCAGCUAAUCUUUUGCCUUUGGGGACAGCAGCCUUGACAUGUCAUUUGCUUUCCUUUGCCAUAAUUUCAAGAACACAAAGCUCACAUACUUUCAGUUAUGCCAUAUGUAGAGCUUCCAAGAUGGGCAGAGAUAUCUGAUUAAUGUUAUAAUGAAGAGGUUUAUUUUUUACCAGAGAUGUACUGGAGAUAACCUACUCCUUUGCAGUAGAUAGCAUGAAUAUAAUCAUAGUUUUAUUUUGCACACAGUCCCAUCUUCCUGAAUACCCUCUGGAGAAAUAAACUCAAACUGCUCUGCCUAACUUCAGAGAGAGCAACUUUUAUUAGCAUUACCUUGCAUUUAUUUUUGAGACAAACAACACAUGUUUUUAAAUGACUCUUGGCUGCCUUGUACACCCUACUAAGAGGCAUCAGUCAUAAUGCACCGUGUCACGGAAAUUGUUAUUCAGUGAACAAACAUCCUUUUUUAUUUUGUUUUCUAUAAUGUAGUAUUUCACUUCAGACAUCCAAAUCUGCCUCUGUAGUAAGCUAAAGGCACCACGUACAGCAUGACUUUAAACAAAUGUCUACCUUAGGUGGCCUUAACUUCCAUGCUCUGCUGCCUUGAAAGAUGCCUUCAGUCACUUUGCACUGACUAUUUUCUUGAAUAAGUUGCAGAGGAUUUUGUAUUGCAUGUUGGCAGUGAAUGGGACAGAGGAAAGGCAGCACUGUGGCACAGUGACUCAGUGUUUUCCUCUUUGUCGGAGCCUGUGCAUAAAUGCUCAUUCUGUGUAUUUUUUCCACUGAUCCGUACAGUCAGUUCUUGAUGUUAGAAAUUACUAGGAAACCUUUUAGUAAAAAGUCUUUAGGAAAACAUCGAACAAGAUCUUUAAAAGCUUUAAAGUGGUGCUAAAAGCAGUCGGGAAAUGAUAUUUCAUAAUGGAGGCUUCCUAUUGCAUUGCCUGAACACUUUUUGUGUGGUUGCUCUUUGUUUGAAGUCUGAGUACUCUCUGGUACAUCCAGUGCCCUUUUCAGCUCUAUGUUAUCAAUGGAUAGUCUAUGCAGAACCAUGAACCUCGUAUUAAAUCAGCAAGAAAUAAUCAUUUAUUUAAGACUGGCUUUGAAGCAAAACCUUAAUGCAUUUUAAAGGAUCUCUCUCCUCUCUUGACUGUCAUCCACAAUCCCACAGGUGAGCUUUUCUGUACAGAAAAGCUGUAUGUCAUCUAAAAGCCUUCUGUGCUGAAUGCUGCUGUACACAACAGGAAGCGCUUGUCCUGUGACAAGUGCUGCAUAACGGGUUCACAGCAACUUCAAGUUUGCCAGGACUGCUCAAAUGCCUGGUUUGUUUCCCAGCAUGGCAUCUUUGUGCCCCAUUUACUUCUCAAACAAGAGCUUGCUGGCUUGUGCACAUCAGUGGCACAUGAUAAAGGAGAAAACUAGCCACACUAGUGCAGGAGAAACUGAAGAGUCAGGAUCCAACAUUACUUGCCUAUCUUGCCUAUCUUUUGGCUUGAAAGUCACUUCUUAAUAUUGGAUGUGAGAUUUUAGAAUUGCUUUUAGUAAGUUUUCAAAAUACUGUCCUAACAGUAUUUCUCCAAGUGUGUUCAGGUCGGUAUGAAUUUUGACAAUAUUUGGUGCAAGCAGAUUUAUGUAGAAAGCAUAUGUGUAUAUAUAUAGCUGUUAUAUAGGCUCCACUGUACUACUGUGUGCAAUCUAUGUGCAAUUAAAGCAUACAAGAUCUUCACAAAGUAGCCAAACAUUGUAUGAUAUUCUGUUUUGUAAAAUACACAUCUAGAAUUUUAGGAAAGAAGAUAUGUGGAAAGCAACUGAUGCCUAAUGGAAUCAUUUCUAGAUCUCAAACACUAACCAAAGAGGACAAAAUCACCCACUUUAUUCAAUUUUAAUCUUAACGGUCAAUGUUUUUUCUUAUAGUUUUUGUUUUUCUAAUACAAAUCUUUGUUCAGUAAACCAUCUUUGUGUUUAGUGUUGUAAGUACAGAGGAGACUUUCAAUUCUAUCACCAGUAAUUUAUAGGUAAAAAUUUUGUAAUUUAUAGACAAAAAUAAAACAGCAGUUUUGUGACCAGGCCUUUUGAGUUUGUAUUAGACUCUCCUUUUCCCUAUGUCAAAAUAAAUUUUACUUCAAUAUUAUUUCUUACUCAGUUUAUUGUACUUUUUUGUGCCACUUGAAAAUAUCAUUGCACUAAUGCUAUUUUAUGCAAUAAGGUCUGACAUUGUGCUGUGUUAGAUAAAUCCAGUGAUCAUUUUUCCUAAUGGGUAGCUUUUUCUUAUCGGAUGCAUUGGAGUGCUGUUUUUCUAUGUGCUAUAGAAUCACCAGAACUCCAAUGCUAAGAUUUCUCUUUAGUUUCAUAUGAUGCAUUUUGUUAAUGUAUUUCUUAGUUUAUCCAAAAGCUUCAUCAGCCUUGCUCAGAUUUUGAGGUGUUUAUACUAUGAAUGGAUUUUUUGUGAUGAAUUCUAGUAUUGUUAGAUUGGGUGGAAUAUUAAUAUGAGGAAAAAUAUAAAAAUGCUGGCUCAAAGGAAGUGGCAUAAAUGCAGAUAUAACAAAGCAAACUUUAACUGUCCUACUGGCCGUUGCAUCUCUUGUUUUUCUAUGUCAAGCCUUAAGCAAUUUGAACUAAAUUUCUUGGCUGCUUGAGACAUAGACAGAAAUGCACUUUGAUCUAUAUUACGAUCAUCAUACAUAAUUUCACUUUUGAUCAAAACAGAAAUAGUAAAAAAAAGAAAAAAAAAUCCUUUAUGAUCUGUUUCGAGUAAAUGGAGGUGAACUAGCAUGGUUGUGUCCUUUCAAUUAACAGAACAAAUAUUAAGGAAUUAAACUGA